GAAUCAUAAAUUUCACAUUUCAAAAAUCCUAUAAGAAUGGACAUACAAAAUCUCAAAUAAACUAACUAAUUCAUAAAUUAUAUAAUUUUAAACAAAUUUUCUUCUUCGAUAUAAUAUAAUUUUAUAAUAUAAUAAUGUACAAUUAUCCCAAAAUAUUAAUUCAUAUCAAAUUGUCUAUAAUCCAAAAAAAUUUGCGCUUCAAAAGCGCGGAUCAAAAUCUAGUUCCUUAGUUAAGUUUCCUCUCUUGAUAAAGCACACUAUUACAUUCUUUGUAGAUUUAAAGUAUCUAGGCGCGCGGCUUGUCUAUUUCAAAAAAUAUUUCAUAUAAAAUCUUUCCUACUAUUGUUUCAUGACUUUCUUACUUCCAUUGUAUGUGAUAGUCAAUUCAACGCUUUGUAAACAUUUCUUUCUAUCCAUAAAAAUCUUGAAAAACCAAUGAGACCGCGCGUGAGCAUUCACGCGCGAGCAUAUUCUCUUUCAUGAUAAACAUCUAAGAUUUCUAUUGUUUUGCUUAGAAUUAGUAUUAAACUCUUACUAUAUCUAGAUUUUGUUUUUCUUUAUAUGAUUUGACUCAUUCAGUAACAUUGACUUGCUUGUCUAAUUUCCAUACAGACAAUUAAGACUUAAGAAUAAGAGACCCUUGUUUAUUGACUAAGCUUAGCUAAGGUUUAAUGUUUGAAGAUAUACUCAUGACUUUAUUAACACAAAUCUUGGCACGUGAGAAAAACGUAUCUCUCCUUCAAUAUCAAUACCCUAUAUAAGAAGACACCCCCACAACAACAACAACAACAAUUAGAUCUCGAGAGAAAUGGAUAAGUUGGUGAGUGAAAAGAAGCCUUCUCGUCGAAUGUGUCGAAGGUGCAACUCUGACAAUACCAAGUUCUGUUACUUCGUCAACUCGUCUCAACCGCGCUACACCUGCAGGUAUUGUCGUCGAUCUUGGAUUUAUCGUUGGGCUUUAAGGAACAUACCGAUGGGUGGAGAAAGAGGCCGUAAAACCAAGCGACAAAAGAUAGAUCAACCAUCUGUUUCUCAGGUGAAUUCUGCUGAGAACCAUUUUGGUUCUUUUUCUGUUGUUCUGGCGCUUCCAGCUCAAAAUGCUCCACCAAAGGAUCGCAUGGAGGUCUCUGAUGGAUCAUUUUACCAAGGUUAUCACGAUGUUGGAUCCAAUGGCGCAAAUCAGGAGGAUCCAAACAAGAAUCUUAAUGCCAGCACUGAUCACAUGAUCAAGAACAACAACAACAACAACGUCUGAAACAAGCGUGUGUUUAGAUCCUCCUAUCAUGCUCCUUGAAUUAAAGCCGUUUUACCCGUUUUCUCUUUUUCUUAAGCUAAUAAUGUUUCAGUUUUUCUUGUUGGGUCUUCUUGUUUUAUCUUAUCAGCUCUGUUGAGUCUUUUUUCUUAAGUUUAAGUUUUAUAAGUUUGCAUCUUUGUUUCCCUAAAGAUUCAGACAUAAGUUACUUGUCUGGUCUUUUUAAUAAUAUAUAUAAACAAGCAUUACCAGUUCGUUGUGUGUUCCAUAACCGAUGAGUAAGAGAGAGAUAUGUAUUCCCAAGUAUUUAUGUUUUCCUCUGUUUUAGCCUAUUCUCUGUUUUUAUAAUUAUGCAUAAUCACAUAAUAUAUGUAGGAGACGAAAUAGUGUACAAAUAAUAAGGUAAACCUAUGGUUACGUCUAAAAUAUUAAACUUGUAUUUCUUCUAUCAAUCUAAGUUUCUACAGAAGACUGCUGAGGAAUUCGUUGUUAGAAGGUCUAAAACUAAAUUAAGCCGUGUGUGGUUGGUUCGGAAAAAAUUUUUUGGCCGUUUAGAGUGUCACACUAGCCGUUAGGUCUAGGCCUUAGAUUCGUACGACAUAUGAUAAAGCAGAAACAGUGUGAUGCAGAAGGUAAAUUGUGAUGUAAAUAUGUAAUUUAUACGAUUAGUAAAACUGUACUCUUUUCGUUUUAUCCUAAUCGGUUUCGGUUUCAGUUAGUUCGGUUCAAUUAUAAUUUCACCAAAAAAUUAUGUUCAGUUCGAGUUUUUGGUUAGUUUUGGUUCUUUAAUUUUGCCAAAACAAACUCUAUAUUUGGAUUAGAUUAGAUUUUGGUUUAUUUUUUUCUUAAAACUCGCAUAAUAUUCUAGAAAAAUGAUUCACAUACGCAAAACUAUAGAGAAAUUUUUUUUUUUUCUUCUGAUUUUUCUUAAAAAAUAACAAUGUUUGUAAAAUGGCACAUCAUAUACGAUAUGAAGAGUUCAUAUUACAGACAUAAUUACUUCAUAAACUGAUAUGCAACCAAAUAUAAUAUAAUUUUUAUUUCCGCAAAUCUUCUAGAUAUUGUACUAUGCAACCAAAUAUAAGAGCGCUAUGUAUUAAAUAUUUAAUUUUUUUAAAUUUGUAAAAUAAUUUUAUUUCUCUAACAGAUAUAAUAUCGUUCUGUUAUUUAUAUGAUUUAUGAUUUUGUUAUCAUAUCAGAAUGCUAUCUAAAAUCAUUCUGCAACAAAAUUAAGAAACAGUUUUGCUUUCUGUGAGAUUUAUAGAACUUCAACAUGUUACAUUUUUUUUAAAAAGUAUCCAGUUCUCUUAUUGUAGUUUAAAGUUGACAUGAAAAUCACACGUAUUCUUUUUAUAGUUUUAUAUUAUCAUGCACAUACAUAAAAUUUUAUCGCACAAAAUUUUUGAAAAAUCAACAAGCAAAAAAUAAACAGAUUAAAAUAUUUUAUUUUUUAUAAUCAACUGUAAACAUUUUUUCUUUUCAUUAUAUAUUCAUUGUUUUAUUGAAUUUUUAUUUGUUUAUAUAAAAUUUUAAAAGUUUGUUUUGUUAAUUGAUAUAUUCAUUGAUUUUAUUUAAUACUCAAAUAAUAUUAUGAACUACGUGAUUUAUAUCUAAUUAUAAACUAGGAUCUAUUAAAAUUGUAUUCACUGUUUUAAUAAUUUGAUUACAAAAUUAUCCUUUUAAACUUAAAAUAUUUUAAACUAAUUAUAUUUAUUUAAUAUUUAAUUAAAUUUAACAAUGCGCAUAACACAUAAAAACAUCUAACUAAAAUCUUUUUUUUUGUCAAAAACUAAAAUUAUAAUUUAUUGAUUUAGGGUGUCGCCACUUUUUAAAUAUAGGUUAUCUUUAUUAAAUGUUUUAAAUUGUGGUGUAGUAAAUGUUAUCUUUUGUAUCAAGUAUUGUUGUGUUAGUUACCUACAUAUAUAUAUAUUUUUUAUUUUUUCUCUUAUAGGAUAAUAUAUUUCUGAUGCAAUAAUAAAUCACUUGUUAACACAUAAAUUUCCGUUUUCGUUUAGUAAUUUAGUUUAUUUUCUCAAAUUGACGUAUUUAGAUUUAUAUAAAAAUUGGUUGCGGUCAAAAUUUCUCCAAAAUGCUCGUAAACGCACUUGUUAACGCAUGUGUUUUUCCUCUUCUUCUUUUUUUACAACGAUAGAGUUGAACUAAACGCAUAUGUGUGUCUUUCCAUUUGGUAAUUCAGUAGAUUUUCUUGAAUUUGGAAUUCAAAUAAAAGCUUGCGGAGUCGAAAUUUCAUACCAAAUGGUCGCAAAUGCAUGUUUUUAUAUAAUUUGUCUUAACAAAUCAUUAUUAAACUAAUCUCUAAACAAGUUUUUUAAAAUAAAAAAAUGUAUGAUCCUCAACACAGUAGAACCAAUUUCAAACACGAAACUACUAGCCCAACACUUCAUUAGUAAAAGCAAAUAUAAUUUGCACUUGUAGAUAAUCGAAUCUACGACCUAUUCCAAAUCACAAAAUACUCUAUCCACUAAGCUACUUUUAUUUUUCUUGUUAUGGCUUAAUUUCUUGUUUUUUAUUUUUAUUUUGGGUGUUGUUGUCUUAACCAUUCAGAUCCUGACCAGUUGCAUAAAUGUUAAACAAAAACAAUAAAUCAUGUAAAUAAAUAUUUACACAUACUCUUCCUCAUAUAGUUGAUACCUCGCUGCUUAUAGUUCUGCCUUAAAUUGUCAUUACACUACUCUCAAUGUCUCCAGAUUUUGUUAAUGUUAAUACAACUGACUCAGUUAACCAUAUCUUCUGGAUUCUGCAUUAAUCAUAUACGGACAAGAGUUUAGAGUAAGAGAGCCUUGGCUUUUAACUAAGCUUAGCCUAAGGUUUAUGGCGUGUAGCUAGAUCUUCAGAUUCAUGAAUACACAACUUUUGACACGUUGUUCUCAUAAUCUCACUCUUAUAAAACCCGAAACGUAUAUCUUCUUCAAUUUUCACGCCCUAAUAGCCUAUAUAAGUAGACACCCCCACAACACCAAAUAUCAAAAACAACAAAAAAUCCCAGUAAAUAUAUUGACAGAAAUGGAUAAGUUGAAUGUUUUUGUGAGGGGAGACAAUCAAGUGAAUGAAGAGAAGCCUCCAGCUCGGGUGUGUCCACGGUGUGACUCUGACAAUACCAAGUUCUGUUACUACAACAACUAUAGCUUGUCUCAGCCUCGCUACUCCUGCAAGAAUUGUCGUCGAUACUGGACUCAUGGUGGGACUUUAAGGAACAUACCGAUUGGUGGAAGUGGCCGUAAAACCAAGCGUCCAAAGAUAGAUCAACCAUCUGCUGAAAAUCAACAGGUUAAUAAUCACCAACCUUUCUUACAUGGUCAAGAAACUAACGAGUUUGUUGGAACUUUUAAUGGUUCUUCUUCUUCUGAUGUUGUUGCUGGAAACCAUUUCGGUUUUCAUGAGAUUCAUGGUGCUAUGGUAAACAAUGUGCCUCCAGUUCGAAGUUUUCCACCAAUGGAGGCCUUAAAUAUCUCUGAUGUAUCAUCUCGACAAGAUUAUUACGACGUUGGAUCCAAUGAUUUGAUUGAUAAUCCUUUGAUAAACCGCCCAACUGAAGAUGAUUUAAACAUGUGGAACGAGAGCUACAGCAACACUAUGAACGUGAAUCAUAAUGCCAGCACGAGUGGAAGGAGGGGAUAUCUUUAAGCACUCAUCUCAUGAACGGAAUCAGAGUCAAAUGUGUGUUUACCCGUUGAAUACUAACCGCUUUACCCGUUGUCUCUUUAUCUUAAGCUAAUAAUGUUUCAAUUUUUAUUUUAAGCAUUUUUUCUUUUUUUUUCCUAUAAUGUUUUAUCUUGUGUUUCUUUUCGUAGUGUUGAAAGUUUGCAUCUUUGUUCCCCAAAAAAGUCAACAUCGAAUGUUUUUCUGAUCUUUCCUUAUAUAAUUAAUAUAAAUUACUAUUUAGUCGUGACCUGUUCGUUAUAGUGUUCCAAUACAUUUCUUAUGCUUGUAGCUUAUAAGGGCAUCAUUAUCCAUUGUCCUUAGACCAGCCGCAACGCUGAUCCUUAAUGGAUCCUUAGCGGGUAAUCCGAUGGUUAUCGGAUUAAAAUAACAAUAUUUAACCGAAAUAAUCCAAGGAUCAAUCCGUAAAUAAGGAUUAAACGGAGUUGAUCCUUAGAGACGUGGCGCGUUCUGGUUCGUCCGUCGGCUUUGUCAUUCGUACGUAUCAAAAAAAAACUAAUCAUUUUCGACCAAAGGCGAGGAAAAAAAUACGUCUCGAGUGAAGGCGAUAUCAAAGGCGAUUCGAUCCAUCCCGAGAAGAAGGUUUAACCAAUCAUGGGACAAGACUAUUCGUACAGCCAGCCGUCAUCGUCAGAUGAGUUCGACAUGACGUACCUUCUUGAAGCAGAGGCUGCUCUUUACGCGGAUGAAGGACAGAGUAGUUUCUCUGUUGGCGAGGCUGUUCGCAACCCACCUGAGGCUGAUGAUGGCAUCCCAACGAGAUGUUACUGUGGCAGUGAGGCUGCUAUUGCAACAUCUUACACGCGAAAAGAUCCAGGGAGGUUGUACUACACGUGCGAGAAUAGAGAUGAUGGGGGCUGCCACAUAUGGAAUUGGUGGGAUGUGGCAGUCACGGAGGAGGUGUUUGAGGUUCAGAGGGAACUCAGGCUGCUUAAGGAGCAAGGUUACGAGUGUGAUCAGAAGCUGCUUAAGCUACAAAAGACCGUAUGUGAGCUCAAGACCGUAUGUGAGCUCAAGAAGAACAAAGAGUCUACAAAUGGCUAUGCAUUGGAAGUUUGUGUAAUGGUCUCCGUAUUGGUUUUUCUAGGUCUGGCGCUUAUGUUUGUCAAUGGUACGUAUCUGUCUUGAGUUUUUGUUUGUUCUUCAUGAUCUUUUGUAGACCUUAUGACAGUUUGAUCUAAUGUUUAUGCAGGAAGAGCUUCAAAGAUGUAAACGAGAGUGUCGAGAAGCUCGAGUCUCUCUUUAGGUACGAUACCACAACUGCCUAGUCUCUUUUCUAAUAACUAUAAACGUAUAGUAGUUAAGUAGAACCUAUUUAGUUAGUUGUUUGGUUUCUCUGCAUUGGUGGUAAUUGCUAGUUGUUUGGUUUCUAUAAAUUGGUGGUAAUUGCUAGUUAAGUAGAACCUAUUUAGUUAGGUUUCAUAGUUAGCGUUCGUAUUCAACCUAUGUGUCCUCUUUCAGUUUAAUGUGUUUUUCCAAAAGUAAUAACUAUGUGUGUACUCUUUCAGGUUCAGCAGUAGGGUCACGGGUGUUGCAAUGCACGGGUUAAGAUUGUCACGGGCUGUGAAGUACUCAAAGUCACGGGUGCUUCUGUUUUUCUAGCAUGUGAAGAUUGUCACGGGUGCUUUUAUGUUUCACGUUAAUGUAGUAUAAGUAGUAGUCAUUGUUGUUUAAACUAUUUAUCUCUUUCUCCUACGCACUUUGUAUUCAGCAACAAAACUUUGUAUCUCAUCUUCUCCUAUUUCCCUCAGCAACAAAACUUUGUAAUAUUAAACAUUGCUUCUCACUUUGCAUCUCAUCUUCUCCGACUGAAUCCACGGUGGACCAUUUUAUCUAUCUUGUUAUAAAGGUAUGGUCUUCACAAAUAGAAAUUCUAAAUUUGAACCUAUAGUAAAAAAGAAAUAGAAAUUAUAAAUUUGAAUCUAUAAAUUUUAAUUUGAAAAUUUAAUUUGAACCUAUAGUAAAAAAGAAUUUUUAAUUUGAACCUAUAGUAAAAAAGAAAUUGAGAUUCUAAAUUUGAAUCUAAAAAUUUGAACCUAUAGUAAAAAAGAAAUAGAGAUUCUAAAUUUUAAUCUAAAAAUUUGAAUCUAUAAAUUUGAAUUUAAAUAUUUGAAUCUAUAAAUUUGAAUCUAUAAAUUUGAAUCUAAAAAUUUGAAUCUAUAAAUUUGAAUAUGGCACGCUUUUUUUGAUAUGGCACGCUUUUUUUGGUCCUCCAGGUACCUUAAACGAUAUUAAUGUCCUCGAACGGUCUCCUGUUUUUGACGACAUUAUAGAAGGUCGAGCUCCCAGGGUAAGGUACAUGGUCAACGGACACAUGUAUAAGUUGGUGUACUACCUCACUGACGGUAUAUAUCCAAAAUGGUCAACAUUUAUCCAAUCAAUCACACUCCCUCAAUGUCCUAAACAAGAGUUAUUUGCCAAAGUUCAAGAAGCUACCCGAAAAGAUGUGGAGCGGGCUUUUGGAGUAUUGCAAGCCCGAUUUGCGAUUGUGAAGAACCCGGUAAAAACAUUGGACAAAGCAAAGAUAAGCAAGAUUAUGAGAGCAUGUAUCAUACUACACAAUAUGAUAGUCGAAAAUGUCCGGGAUGGAUACGGUACACAAUUUGAUAUAUCUGAUUUUGAAGAAGGGGACGUAACCAGAAGUUCACGGGUGGAAGCCAACAUGCCUACAAAUCUCAACAACAUAUUUCCCAUUCGGAAUGAUGUUCGGGAUACUCGUAUACAGAACAUUUGAAAACCGAUCUAAUUGAGCAUAUUUGGAACAAAUUUGGUGAUGAAUAAGUCUUGUAUCUUUUUAUUGAAUCAUGAAUAAUAAAUAAAAAUUUUAAUUUUACUUUUUUUUUAAAAAAAUAUUUAUUUAUUCUUAAGGAUUCCAAAUCGAGUAUCACUAUUGCACACAUAUUUUUGAUUAGGAUCCUUAACAAUUCAAAAAGGAAAAAAAAAUAUUAUUCUAAUCCUAAGGACUCUUGAGAUAGUAUCACCAUUGCAUAUGCUCUUAGAAUGGUGUCCUUAUGAUUUUUUAUUGUUAUUUUAAGCUUAGGACAUUUGUAAGGACUUUGUGUUGAAAUGAUGAUUAUUGGUGGGACUUAAUCUUGGUCCUUAGGAUUUUUUUUUUUUUAAUAAUUAGUAACAUAUAUAUAAGAUAAAACUUAUUUCCAUUUUACAUAUUUAAUAUAACACACAAAUUAUUGAAAACAUACAUAGAGAAUUAAAAGCAAACACAUAUUUUAUUCAAUUCAUAGAAACUUUAAAAUUACAUUGGGAGAUGUCCAAAUUUAUCCCAUAUAUUUUCAACCUCUGUAGGUGGCACUGAUGAGCAUCUCAUUCUCGGAUGGGGUCCAUUUAUGUCUCCUCCCACGCUCCACGGGUAUCUCUGUAGGUGGAGUUGGAGCCUCACUUUCUUGUGAACUAAACUGAGGGAACUGUUGAGAUAGAGAAGGAAAUGUCUCAUAUGGAGAGUUUUGAGGACAAAUACUUCCUUGUUGACUGUUAAGAAGGCCCAUAUACCCAGUGGACUGGCUAUACGGAAUCCUUGGAUCCAUAGAAAUUCGAAGACAGAAGCAAUAAGAGAAAAUAUAGCGGAAGAGAAUACAAGAUAGAAAGAAGAUGAUGGAGAAUGAAUGAGCUCUAUGAAGGAUGGUUUAAUAGAGAAUUCCAAUUAACUCAACCAUAAUGACCUAUCUACCACAGUACAUAUCACUUAAUACGCAUCCCACAACCAUAAUGGGAGAAAAAUAACAGUGCAUUAACUACCUAAAACAAACUAGACUAUCAAAUCAAUAUACAAACAACAGUUCAAGCCUACUUGAAGUCACAGCAAUGAAACUAGAUAGUUAAUUACGAACUAGACUAUCAAAUCAAUAUACAAACAAUAAUUAAACUCUACACGCUAAAGUUGCAAUCAAACUUGAGUGUUCAAGACGCUUUGGUUGCAAUCAAACUAGAGAGUUCAAGUGUACCACAAGUCCACAUCAAGUCUACUACAAGUCUACAGCAAGUCUACAGCAAGUCUACAGCAAGUCUACAGCAAGUCUACAUCAACUCUACUUCAAGUCUACAUGCUGUGGACGGAAGUUAAUUACCUUGAACACUGGACGAAAUGGUUGUUUCCUAGUUGUGUAUCACUGGCUCUCUUUAGACGAGCCUCACCUCACCUAGUUACCUCAGAAGCAAAGGAACACACAUCAGAAAAAGAACACACAUAUCACACAGAACAUCAAAUAUAAUUUAUAUCCAUAAAUCAACACCAGUAACUACAAUUAAAAUUUUAUGGUGGAUUAAUCAAGUAAUCAAAGCAAUGAACGAGUACGAAAAUUAUUUCAGAUUAAUCAAGUAAUCAAAGCAACCGUCGGGUAAAUCUUUCAAUCAGAUUAAUCAACUAAUCAAAGCAAUGAACUCGUAAAAAUUUCUAUCAGGUUUAAACACAAACCGAAAACAAUAAAAUUCCCAACCAAGUUUAUCGAGAACCAACUACAUGCAAAUACUGAAUACAGAGGAGGAACACCCACCCUUCCACCUUCGAAUCGCAGAAUAUGAUGUUGAUGAGAGGGUAGAACCGUCGACAGAACCGUGGAGAGAUCCGUCGGGAGAACCGUUGAGAGACCGGUCGAGAGAUCCGUCAAAUAAAUCCGGUGGAGAAGAGAGGAGAAACCUCGGGAGGAGAUCCGUCGGUGGAGAAGAGAGGAGAAGCCUCGGGGGGAGAUCCGUCGACAGGAGAAACCUCGGGAGGAGAUCUGUCGGUGGAGAAGCAGGAGAACCGUCGGGAGGAGAUCGAAGAGAGGAGAUCGAUGGCUCGAGAUUCGUCGGUCGAGAAGAGAGGAGAUCGAAGGGAGGAGAUCGAUGGCUCGACAGGAGAACCGUCGGGAGGAGAUCGAAGAGAGGAGAUCGAAGGGAGGAGAUCGAUGGCUCGAGAUUCGUCGGUCGAGAAGAGAGGAGAUCGAAGAAAGGAGAUCGAAGAGAGGCGUUUCGUCGGUCGAGAAGAAGAAAAGGCAAGAAAAUUAAAUCACAACACUUACCCAAAUCGAUUAUCCCCACCCCGGUUUCAUCGCCCAAUCACACCAAGCCACGUAUCACCUAACGACGACAACAAAAAUAUCUUAAAUUAGAUAUGUCCUUAGAUAAUUGUCUCUUUUUUAUUUAAAUUAAAUGUCAUUUAUGCUAAGGACAUCCCAUUGGGACGCCGUUAAUCUUGCCCUAAGCAGGGUUAACUCUGACAUCUGAACUUAAGUUCAUGAAACACCAAUUUUACGCGCCAAAAUUUAAAUAAAAAUGUAAAGACAUCAACAAAUUUUAGUGUGAUAUUUUCUGGACAGAUAAUUUUUUUAUGCUUCACGCAUAAAUACUAAAGGUCGGACCUGCUUGUAAGUGAGAUGUUGUUUCAGUUUAUUUUUCAAAUGAGUUUGUUUGAGAUUGAAUUUCUAUUGUCAUUGACAGAUAGAGUAUAUGAUAAUAGUGAUAACCAUUAUUCACAAUAUGGUUGAUAUUAAACGAGACAGAUAAUUCAAAUAUACAUCUAAGAAGUCAACUAAAGUCAAUAGGUUAGUCCAAAUAACGUGGUUUUCUACCAAAAAAUAGAGAUGUGGUUUUCAAUAUAAUGUGGUUUUCUAUAACUGAUGGCGUAUCAAUAAUGAUGUAAUAAGUACAAAUUACUCUAAAUAUUAGUCUUCAUUUUCCAUCUUGUAUAGUCUUCUGUAGGUGAUGUGUCUAAAUUUUUUUUUUUUUUGUCAAUGUGUCUAAAAAUUAAGUGUCAAAAUAAUGAAUUUCUAUAUUUUAACAUCUUAAUUGUUUUUUUGCCGGAAUAUGUAAUUUUUUUUUUAUCAACAACAUUACAGAUUCAUAUUGACCAUGUAAACCACACUGGGUCCGGAAUAUGUAGUUAUGUAUGGAUAAAAUCUAAACCCAUAAAAUAAAUAUAUCAAAUUCUUAUAUCUUAUUGUUGGUAAGCCAAAAAUAGUUGUUCUCUCAGAUUUCCUAGAGCCAAACAGCCACUUUCUAAGAAAAAAAAUCUAGAUAUUAAGGAAAAUCUAACUACAAACAAGGACAUACAAGACUUCCAGAUUUUGUGAUCGACACGUGGAUACGACCGGUUACAGAUUACCACGAGAUUCAGACGCGGAAAAGUUAUCUUCUGUCAGUUAUCGAUUCCGACAGAGAUAGAGAUGACGUCUUCCACAGCAAAUUUGACACGUGCAUCUCAAAACAUUUUCUCUUUUUUUUUUCUUUUCUUCUUAACAUAGUUGUUUUUCUAUUGUAUUCAAAAGUUCGCAAGACCCAUCAUCAAUUUCUCUCUAAUUUCGAUUUUCUUACUUGUUAUUUUUUUGUUGCGUAUAAUUCGUGAGUAAGCAGUUACGCCUAAGUUUACGAUCCUUAAAAACGUUUUGUUCAACAAGAGAUUAUAUAGAAAUCCAGAGGUUUUAAUUAAAAAUCUCUUCAAAAUUUUUAAAAAAUCUGGCGACAAAGAACAAUUAAGACGUAUAAUACACGUGUCCAUGCAUUCAAUUACAAAAGCUAAUGACGGUACUAAACGUCAAAAAUGAAUGCCCUUGGACGUGGGUAAUUACACAAAAUCAUCUAUAUAUAUAUGAGCUUCAUAUCUCAAGCAGUCCAUAAUUAAACCAAGAGAUCUCAAUCAUUCCUUACAUACAAUUCUUGUUAUAUAUUUGAUCCCCCAAAAGAAAUGGCUACUUCACGUCUAGCAAGGUUUGUAUCGGAGGUUGCUCCGCCUCAGUUUGUGACGGUGAUGAGGAGACACAGAGCAGCGAAGCAGAAGCUUGACACAAUCAAAGAAGAAGAGUAUAAAGAAGAUUGUUUCAAUGGUGGGGUGAUGAUGAUGUCGUCUAAUAAGAUGUCAUCAUCUCAUCAUCAUGCCUAUUCUUCUUCUUCCUCUACUUCGGUUUCUAAUUCUGGAUCUACCUCUAAGAGUUUUUCUCGUUGAGGCUCGAAGCUCUUUUUCUGUCUUCGAAAAUUAAGAUCUUCUUAUAUGCAAGGGAGUUAUAUUUUGGAUACUGAUCGGGUCCGUAUUUUUGUGUGCACCCGUUUCUAUAUGUAGUUUGCUUAAGAUUCGGACCUUUUUAUUAUUAUCUAAAAGGUCCGACAUAUUUAAUUAAAAGUUGUAUGAUUGUAUCUCUUGAUGAUCAGUUGGAUAAUUGAGGGUUCUACAUGCUGUAACCCUGCUUUAAUAAGGAUGUUGUUUUGUAUACGUUUACACAUAAUAAUAUAAAAAUUUCUUGA
Brassica rapa (field mustard) is the source of this 12163-nucleotide messenger RNA. RefSeq names its product dof zinc finger protein DOF4.4. Gene Ontology annotation, biological process: regulation of DNA-templated transcription. The record is from RefSeq and is a predicted model, not a curated record. NCBI's taxonomy places the organism in Eukaryota, Viridiplantae, Streptophyta, Magnoliopsida, Brassicales, Brassicaceae. Gene Ontology annotation, molecular function: DNA-binding transcription factor activity; DNA binding.